Molecule: messenger RNA, 2268 nt
Organism: Closterium sp. Yama58-4
Lineage: Eukaryota; Viridiplantae; Streptophyta; Zygnematophyceae; Desmidiales; Closteriaceae
Source: the annotation of a GenBank genome assembly
AUGGAUCCCUCAUGGGUUCUCUUCUCUUUCCAUUGUGCUCUAUCCUUACCAUCAAACCACUUCGAGCUCACCACUCCCGCACGCGUCGCGGACAGAACCACACACGACAUGGAUGACAGUCACGUAGUCGUUGCUCUCAUUGAGAACCGUGCGCGAGAGGUCGGACUCACAGCCUUGGACCUGAGAUCCGCAACUCUGCACUUGAAUCAGUAUAUUGAGAGCAGCAAGUCGUACCAGAACACGCUGACAUUGCUACAGUAUUUCAAACCGUCUGAGAUCAUCGUUCCAGCACGAAUGGCCGAUUUAGCAGAAGGCGUUGGCGGAGCCAUGGCUCUGGCUUCUCAUUCUGCCUUCGCUGCCGCUCGGAAGGUGACACUGGCACGUGGCUGUUUCGACGACGUCAAGGGUGCGUUACUUGUUCAAUCUUACACCAAUGGAAAGGCCAAUGGGACGAACGUUGAUAGGCACUACAAGGAGUAUUAUCUUUGCCUUGGUGCUGCAUCUGCACUUCUAAAGUGGGUUGAAAGCGAGAAGUCAGCGUCGGUAAUGCAGAAGUCCCUUCAGGUUACUUUCAACGGCUCCCUCAACCACUUGUCAAUAGAUGCUACCAGCAUACAGAAUCUGGAGGUAAUAGAACCACUGCCAGGAAAUUCAGAAAGGGAUGGCAAGAGAAAAGCUAGCCUCUUUGGUGUCCUCAAUUCAACAAAGACAGUGGGCGGAGCGCGUCUUCUUAAAGCAAAUCUUCUCCAACCCUUGAAGGACAAGGAAACUAUUAAAUUACGACUGGAUUGCUUGGUAAUACGCAUUGAGGAAAGCAUUCUUGAUGAGGAUGUCAUGCAUUCAAGGUCCCCGUUUAUUGCUCGAACACAGCAGUGUUUUGCAAUCAAGGCUGGCUUUGAUGGCUUCUUGGAUGUCGCCAGGCGCACAUUUUGUGCCACUAGUGAAGCUAUUCACUCCCUAGGGAAGUCCUAUCGUGAACAGUAUUCUCUUCCAAAUCUUCGACUUCCAUUCAACAACAGACGAGGAUUCUACAUCACAGUUCCAGAUAAAGAUGUGAAGGGGAAGAAGCUCCCUCCUGUCUUUCUCCAGGUCAGCAAGAAUGGAAAAAAUUAUCAGUGCACAACGCAAGAGCUGGUGUCGCUUAACAUUCGAAAUAAGGAAGCUUCAGCUGAGUGCUUCCUUCGGGAAGAGCGUUGCCUUGAAGGUUUGUGCCAACGAAUUAGGGAGGAGCUGACUGUGUUCUCUUCACUUCUGGAGAGCAUCUUUCUCCUUGAUAUGAUAACAAAUAGCUUUGCAUACAUUGUGACAACAAACGCAGUGGACAGCUAUGUCCGCCCUGAGUUCACAGAUUUUGGACCUUUGGCCAUUGAUGGUGGUCGACAUCCGAUUGCUGAGGACCUUCUUCAAGACGCCUUUGUGGUGAACAACACGUUUAUGUCAGAGGCUUCAAACGCAAUGAUUAUUACUGGUCCUAACAUGAGUGGAAAGAGCACCUACCUUCGCCAGGUGGCCUUGCUAACAAUCAUGGCUCACAUCGGCUGUUACGUUCCUGCACGGUUCGCAUCUUUUCGAGUGGUUGAUCGUAUAUUUACAAGAAUUGGCACUGGAGAAAGCAUUGAGGAGAAUUCAAGCACGGUACACGUGCAUAUCUUCAUUACCCUUUACCGAGUGCAUGGUCGUUCCCACUCAAAGUUCCUGUUUGUGUUGCAGUUCCUCACAGAAAUGCGUGAAACUGCAUUCUUGAUGGACCACCUUACUCCAAGGAGCCUUGUGGUUGUGGAUGAGUUGGGAUGUGCAACGUCAACACUUGAUGGUCUUGCGAUUGCAUGGAGCUGUUGCGAGCACCUUCUCACGUUUCCUUCGUACAUAAUAUUCGCAACUCACAUGAAACAGCUUGGUGAGCUGGCCUCCAUCUACCCCAAUUGCAAAGUGUGCUAUUUCUCAGUUGGAAUCAGCAACGAGAGACUUGCCUACAAGUACGUGCUGAAGGAGGGAUACACUGACGUGCCUCACUAUGGCUUGCGGCUUGCUGAAGCGAUGGGUUUUCCAGCAGCAGUCAUGUCUGAAGCUCAGCGAAUUGCUGACAACUUGGAAAAGCAGGGAUCGAGACGAUUGGAGAUAGGCUACAGCAAGUUUACAGCACUCCGCCGGGAUUAUGUUGUGGCGCAACGUCUUUUAUGCCUGCAGCAAUCCAAUCUCAGUGAAUCAGAGCUCAAAGUUUAUCUGCUGAAGCUCAAAGCAAGCUACCUGGAUGGUACUCUUGUGUGA